Cydia amplana is the source of this 980-nucleotide messenger RNA. It is a transcript of the gene KdelR, whose product is annotated as ER lumen protein-retaining receptor. Gene Ontology annotation, cellular component: endoplasmic reticulum; cis-Golgi network; membrane. The transcript has 5 exons. NCBI's taxonomy places the organism in Eukaryota, Metazoa, Arthropoda, Insecta, Lepidoptera, Tortricidae. Gene Ontology annotation, molecular function: ER lumen protein retrieval receptor activity. The coding region runs from base 75 to 713 and encodes 212 amino acids. Gene Ontology annotation, biological process: protein retention in ER lumen; endoplasmic reticulum to Golgi vesicle-mediated transport. The record is from RefSeq and is a predicted model, not a curated record.
UCAGCCACGUCAUUUUCGCUUGAUAGAUGAUAGUAUACGCGGCGUUAAAAAGGAGUGCACUAAAAUAUUAAACCAUGAAUAUAUUCCGUUUACUUGGUGAUUUGUCCCACCUUCUAGCUAUUAUUAUACUAUUACUCAAAAUAUGGAAAACGAGAUCAUGUGCAGGUAUAUCGGGAAAAUCGCAGAUACUCUUUGCAAUUGUGUAUUCGAUGCGAUAUUUAGAUCUGUUGACGACUUACGUGUCUGCUUAUAACACUGUUAUGAAACUGGUGUUCAUCCUCGCCUCCUGCGCUACUGUUUAUUUGAUCUACGUCAAGUUCAGAGCCACCUAUGACCAUAACCAUGACACAUUCAGAAUUGAGUUUCUGUUGGUUCCAUGCUUUGUGUUGGCGCUGCUGAUUCACCAUGACUUCACUGUGCUAGAGGUCAUGUGGACCUUCUCCAUUUACUUGGAAUCAGUUGCCAUCCUGCCACAGCUGUUCUUAGUAUCAAAGACGGGCGAAGCCGAGAGCAUCACUUCUCAUUACCUGUUUGCCCUUGGAUCAUACCGAGCCCUCUAUUUACUUAACUGGGUGUACCGCUACGUCGUGGAGGAUCAUUAUGAGUUGAUCGCUAUAGUUGCUGGCGUCGUGCAGACUGUCCUGUACUGCGAUUUCUUCUAUCUUUACAUCACGAAAGUUCUCAAAGGAAAGAAGCUGCAGCUGCCGGCUUAAUGAUGCAAUAAAACUUUACACAGGUGUUGUGAAGGUGUUUUUAUAAGCCAAUAAUUUACCUAAGAUCUAGAUAUACAACCAUUGUCAGUAUACUUGUGGAAAUGUUGAUUACUGAAACCAAUUAUGUGUGAGGAAUUUUAUACUUAAUUAUUAUUACUGUUUAUUAUAAUUUGCGUAAUUUGAUCAGUAUAAUGUAACGAGAGCGGUAUAUUGAAACUUGGCUGAAUACAAUAUUUUUAUGUUAAUAAAAUUAUUAACACAGAUCAA